AAUAUGAAUUCAGGAGAAAAUUUUAUUUAUAUUAAUAAUAAUUUUGUGGAUCGUCAAAAGCAUUUAAACGAGCAACUUGGCAUAGCAGAGAAAUCAUUAAAUAAACAUAACAAUCACAAAGAUUCACAUGUACCAAGAUUGGAGGAAUUGUCUAUUAAAUCACAUAAAAAGAUUAAAAUAAAAGGUUUUCGAGGACGCCAAAGUUUAUUUAAACGUCCUGAAGGUCCAGCUCCACGUUCUAAAUUUCGAAUAAUACCAGAUUAUCGUAAAAAUCCAACUAAGUGGACAUGUUACAGCUUAGAUAAUGUGUCUGAUAUUUCAAAUGAAACUAAUAGCGAAACUGCUUUCUUAUUUUUAAAUGAAUUAAGACAAAGAAAGCAACAUGAACUUAAAAAACAAUAUAAAUUUAAAGAAAAACUAAAUGUGAGGUCACAAAACUUAACUCAUGAUUUAGAUAACAAUACACCAGACAAUAAAAGUAUAGAAAUAGAAGCAAGAUCUAUAUCAGAUAAUGAACAUAAAAAUACUAUUUCAUUUCGAAAACCACAAAUAAAAAAAGAAUCAUGUAAAGAAGAUGAUAAACCAGAAUUUAGACAUAAUAAAAUUAUAAUGCCAGAGUAUUUAGUUGGAACAAAGAAAAUUUCAAAAAAAAAACAAACCAAUAUUAAAUUACAAAAAGUUUUGAAAAAUAAUGAGAUGAGAUUGGAUCAUCUUCAAAUGUAUGACGAUGAAGUAUGAAAUAAGUAUACUCAGUAAUAUUGUAUAUAGACAAUAAUACGACUUAAAAAAUAUAAUUUUAUUCUUUAAA
Messenger RNA from Ceratosolen solmsi marchali, 808 nucleotides. RefSeq lists its product as uncharacterized. The coding region runs from base 4 to 738 and encodes 244 amino acids. The record is from RefSeq and is a predicted model, not a curated record. The transcript has a single exon. NCBI's taxonomy places the organism in Eukaryota, Metazoa, Arthropoda, Insecta, Hymenoptera, Agaonidae.